Molecule: messenger RNA, 3683 nt
Organism: Candoia aspera
Lineage: Eukaryota; Metazoa; Chordata; Lepidosauria; Squamata; Candoiidae
Gene: KLHL4
Product: kelch like family member 4
Exons: 11
Coding region: 338-2506 (722 amino acids)
Molecular function (GO): protein binding
Source: RefSeq, a predicted model, not a curated record
CAGCGAGAGAACCUAGCAGCAGAUGCUUGCUUGCAAGCAGAGCUGAAUGACUUGUUUAAGAUCUGACCUCAUCAUUUUGUCAGGAUGGAUUCAUCUCACCUUUACAGUUAGUGAGAUUCUUCAGCCGGGAAGAAGUGGGGAAGACCUGCGGAGAAAGGACGAAAAGGAGGAAGGCAAAUCCGAAUCCUCAGAAGAGAUGCUUUUCUAUUUGGGGGAAGGAGGAAAGACGCUGAGAAACUCAGGAGAUAAACAGGAUCCUAUUUCCUUUCCAGAAUAACACUUUUUUUUUUGGUCUUUCUGGACUGCCUUUCCUUUUUUUAACCUUCAGCUUGGCAAGAUGUCAGUGUCUGGAAAAAAGGAAUUUGAUGUGAAGCAAAUCUUGAGGCUUCGCUGGAGAUGGUUCAGCCACCCCUCUCAAAAUGCCACAGGCACCGGAGCCUGGCUGCAACAGGAAGGAUAUGAACAUCGAGGGACCUCGGUUCCAAACAGGCUGAAGAACCACCCAUGGGACAGAAGUCGGCUGAAAAAAACCAGCAGCCCCAUUCAUCCCAACCUCUUGGCGCCAGGACCCAGCCUGACCCCUGUAUCCCAGCAGCCGGCUUCUUCCUGCCACCAGGAAAACCUUCACGCACCUCCACAGGUGCCUGUGGAGCAGACGCCGAAAACGGGCAGCCCGGAUCUGUGUGCGAAAGGAGACGGCCAGGAAAGCAUCCGGGAGCUACAGAUGAUUACAGAAGAGGACGGCAAUGAGUCGGUUGAAAGGCUAUCAAUGAGCAGCUGCUCCACUUCUAUGGGAAUGAACAAUAAUGGAGCUGAUACCUAUUUUCACUCCACAAAUCAUGCUGAGCAAACAUUCCGCAAGAUGGAGAAUUACCUGCAGCAGAAGCAGCUCUGUGAUGUUCUUCUCAUUGCUGGAGACCACAAGAUUCCUGCACACAGACUGGUUCUGAGUGCCGCGUCCGAUUAUUUUGCUGCAAUGUUCACCAAUGAUGUCCGCGAAGCAAGGCAAGAGGAAAUCAAGAUGGAAGGUGUGGAUCCUGGUGCACUGAAAGACCUUGUCCUCUAUGCCUACACAGGCAUCCUGGAGCUAAAAGAAGAUACCGUUGAGAGCCUGUUGGCUGCAGCAUGUCUUCUCCAACUUUCACAAGUCAUUGAGGUCUGUUGCAAUUUUCUCAUGAAGCAACUUCAUCCUUCAAACUGCUUGGGAAUCCGAUCCUUUGGAGACGCUCAAGGAUGCUCAAAACUCUUUCAAGUGGCCCAUGUCUACACUAUGGAACACUUCACCGAAGUAAUAAAGAACCAGGAGUUUCUCUUACUUCCUGCUGGUGAAAUUGCCAAGCUCCUUUCCAGUGAUGAUAUUAACGUUCCAGAUGAAGAAUCAAUCUUCAAGGCAUUAAUGAUGUGGGUUCAACAUGAUUUAGACAAUAGGCAACGGGAUCUUGGGAUGCUUCUGUCUUAUAUAAGGUUGCCCCUCCUUUCUCCAGAGCUUUUAGCUGAUCUGGAAAACAGUCCCAUGUUUACAACUGAUCUUCAGUGCCAGAAACUCUUGAUGGAAGCAAUGAAGUACCACCUGCUACCAGAAAGGAGAUCAAUGAUGCAGAGUCCCCGUACAAAGCCCAGGAAAUCCACUGUUGGUUCUCUGUAUGCUGUGGGAGGCAUGGAUGCCACUAAAGGUACCACCACCAUUGAGAAAUAUGACUUGAGAACAAACAGCUGGAUACAAAUUGGAACCAUGAGUGGAAGGCGGCUGCAAUUUGGCGUUGCUGUGAUUGACAACAAGCUCUAUGUAGUGGGAGGAAGAGAUGGCUUGAGAACAUCUAACACUGUUGAAUGUUUCAAUCCAAUAACUAAAAUCUGGACUGUGAUGCCUCCAAUGUCAACCCAUAGGCAUGGCUUAGGGGUAGCAGUGCUUGAAGGACCAAUGUAUGCUGUUGGGGGCCAUGAUGGAUGGAGUUAUCUUAACACGGUUGAAAGAUGGGAUCCCCAGGCCCGGCAGUGGAAUUAUGUGGCAAGCAUGGCAACUCCAAGGAGUACUGUGGGAGUUGCAGCUCUGAACAGCAAGUUGUAUGCAGUUGGAGGGCGAGAUGGUAGUUCCUGCCUGAAAUCCAUGGAGUGUUUUGAUCCCCACACGAACAAAUGGAGCAUCUGCAAUUCAAUGUCCAAAAGACGUGGAGGAGUUGGUGUUGCAACCUACAAUGGGUUUCUCUAUGCUGUGGGAGGCCAUGAUGCACCUGCUUCAAAUCACUGUUCUCGACUUUCUGAUUGUGUGGAAAGGUAUGAUCCCAAAACCGACACUUGGACCACUGUAGCGCCUUUGAGUGUUCCUCGCGAUGCUGUUGGCAUUUGUACUCUUGGAGAUAGAUUGUAUGCAGUAGGUGGCUACGAUGGACACACCUAUCUGAACACUGUAGAAUCUUACGAUGCACAAAACAAUGAAUGGGCAGAGGAAGUCCCAGUCAACGUGGGAAGAGCUGGCGCCUGCGUUGUGGUCGUCAAGCUUCCAUGAUGAAUGUUUUUAGGUGUGAAUUAAUAGACAAGUACAGUUCCCCGAAGCAGCCCUGGCAGAAGGGAAGAGCUUGUACUCUUGAACAGAAAGCCUAUUCAUGCUGCUUUCAUUACUGAGGAAGCAACAGGGAUGCGUUCAUGGGAGACUGAAGCAUGGGAAUAAGCAUUGCUCUAAGCUCCAAAGACAGACUCUGCAGGUGUUCAACCGUUAUGGUGAUUGAAACUUCAGUUCAGAGGGCAGAGCUGGGUACAUUGUGUGCUUUUGUUUCAUUUCAUUUUUUCAGAAAAGGAGCAAAAUGUCUAACUGAAGAUGACCCCAUUUCUGUGUCAGGAACAGCCAACUGUGCUACACAACACAAACUGCAUACUUUGGCGUAUGAUUACUUGCAACGGUUCUACUACUUGGCAUGAGAAAACAGGCAGACAGCCUCUUUGGGUCCUGAAGUUUGAACCCCUCAUCACUGGAGAAAUUGUUCCUGGUUCACCUUAGCAGCACUAGAUGGCUGGAUUUUGCCACCCUUUUAUUUUUCCACAAUGCCACUGACCUUGAGACAUGAUGGGGCAUUAUGGAGAAUGAAAAGAGUUGAUAAAAUACAGAUGAUCUGGCAUGUUAUCAUCACAGCGAGAUAGGUUUACUGAUUGAUGGAGAUCCACUAGAAGCUUUUUUGACCUUGACCUUUUCAGUUCUGGUGGCAACCCUCCUCUCUGGACUCCUGAGAUCAUCAGUAAUGAAGGCUCAUGAAUUUCUUGUGACUGGAUGUAAGGCAGACCUUUCCUUGUCAUUCCGAGGAUCAUAUAAGGAGAUAAAUGGUUGCAGUUUUAGAGCCUUUUGGGGGAUAAAAGAACGGGAAAAAAUCCCACAAACACAAUGGCCAACUUUUGACAGCUUUUCCAUGUGUGUGUAUGUGUGUGUGUGUGGACUCUGCAACUGUUGAGUUAAAAUAAUUUUCUUUACCUUAAAAUAAAUAAGACAGCAGUAUAAGUACAAUGCAGGCUGGUAUUUCUGAAAUUCCUAAACUCCAGAUCUUACAUGAUUAUUAUGAUAGUGGCCUAGUGGCCUUUAUUUUCUUAAGAGCCAGAUUCUUGGAAACAUGGAACCCAGUUUAAUGAUCUAAAAACCUUCUCAAUAUCUAGAUCUGGACUCUUUUCUCUGUUUUUCUUUCCCCAAGGUCAUGGUG